Molecule: messenger RNA, 547 nt
Organism: Musca vetustissima
Lineage: Eukaryota; Metazoa; Arthropoda; Insecta; Diptera; Muscidae
Product: protein sidekick-2-like
Exons: 4
Molecular function (GO): protein binding
Source: RefSeq, a predicted model, not a curated record
AGUGGGCGAGAACGGUCAAUGGGAUGAAGUGCCACAAAUACAAACAAAAUCAAAUGUGACAUCGUAUCAAGUCACCGGUCUGGUACCCUUUACCGUCUAUAGCUUUCGUCUGAAAGCAGUCAACAAGCUGGGCAUUAGUCCUCCAUCCAAAGAAUCCUACUACAUAGUGACCUUGCGUGAGGCUCCUACAGGUAAACCGAUACCCACAGAAGCCCACAAUACCUCAUCCACCUCUGUAUAUAUUUCAUGGAAACCACCGCCGCCCGAUACAAUACUUGGAGAAUUUCUCGGCUAUCGUAUUACAUAUAGACCACGCGAUCGCAAUCCCAAUGACACAAAGGAGAUUUACAUACGAGAUGCCACAAUUGAGAGUCAUGAAAUCCUCAAUUUGGAACCAUAUACCCAAUAUAAAGUCACCGUUCAGGUUUUUAAUCCUGAGGGAUUGGGACCGGAGACAACAAUAUUGGUGAUGACAGAUGAAGGAGGCCUAAAUCAAUCCGAAGAUGAGACCCAUUGGUCCUCGCCCACUAAGGGUCAACAUUUCUAA